Molecule: messenger RNA, 942 nt
Organism: Thamnophis sirtalis
Lineage: Eukaryota; Metazoa; Chordata; Lepidosauria; Squamata; Natricidae
Source: RefSeq, a predicted model, not a curated record
AUAGAGAAAGGAUGUAGGGUUUAUUAGUUUUUAAGUAGAAAAUCCACGCCUGCAUCUUGGAGUCCAGUGGAGUCCGAGGAAACACGCUAGUUCCGGAUGAAUGGCGAAGGGAAAACGCGUGAACUAAAGGGAGAGCUUUUUGACAGCCAGUCACAGCCGCGAUCUUUCCUGCCAAAGGCGAAAUGAUUCCUCAUGUUAACAAGACUGAAGUCAGCCUUGAGAGGGUGGAGAACGAGAACGACAUUCAGCCCCCUUCUCCUGCCUCUACCACCAGCCAGGAAUCAAAGCUCCAGAAAUUGAAACGAUCACUUUCUUUCAAGACCAAAAGUUUGAGGAGUAAAAGUGCAGACAACUUUUUUCAACAAACAAAUUGUGGCACAAAGUUGCAAGUAGAUUUGCUAUCAGAAAUCACCUCUAAAAGGGAACAGCUCCCUAAUUUGGAAAGUCAAAACUCCACUCCAACCAAAACUCAUCUCCAACCAGACGACAAGAUUCACAUUUUUCAGGAACACAUUUUCAAAAAACCCACAUUCUGUGAUGUCUGCAACCAUAUGAUUGUUGGGACAAAUGCUAAACAUGGAUUACGCUGUAAGGCAUGCAAACUGAGCAUUCACCACAAAUGUGCAGAAAGCACAGGACAGCAACGAUGCAUGGGCAAAUUGCCCAAAGGUUUCAGCCGUUACUACAGCAGUCCCCUUCUCAUUCAGGAGCAGUUUGGAUGCAUCAAAGAAGUCAUGCCAAUUGCUUGUGGCAAUAAAGUUGACCCUGUGUAUGAAACACUUCGCUUUGGAACUUCAUUGGCCCUGAAAACCAAGAACGGCAACAUUGGAAAUAGCUCGGACUCUCCCAAAAGAAAUUCUACAUCAGAUUUGGCAGAGGUUCCUGAAGAAGGAGGCAGCCUAGGAAAUAUGUUUGUCCUAAAUAGGCAACGCAGCAAUAGUG